This is a messenger RNA of Paramacrobiotus metropolitanus, 915 nucleotides long. RefSeq lists its product as uncharacterized. The record is from RefSeq and is a predicted model, not a curated record. Gene Ontology annotation, biological process: protein phosphorylation. Lineage: Eukaryota; Metazoa; Tardigrada; Eutardigrada; Parachela; Macrobiotidae. The transcript has 3 exons. The coding region runs from base 1 to 915 and encodes 304 amino acids. Gene Ontology annotation, molecular function: protein kinase activity; ATP binding.
AUGAUGGCCUAUACGGAGCCUGGAAAAGAAAUUCAGCUUCUCUCCCAAAUUUUUGACGGUGUCCAUGGAUCAAUUUAUAAAGAUGUUUUAACGGAAAGCAGUGAGUGCGUUGCCGUUAAGCAUAUUCCGCUAGAUGUCCUGAAACGAGAGCGUGACUGCCAAAUUCAGCGUUUAAAAGCGAAUUUUGAUUUUAUUGCCAACUUGAAUCAUCGAAAUCUGCUACGUCAGAUCCAUCAUCAGGAAUCUCAACACGACAGAUAUGCUGAUAAUGAGCCUCGAUUUUAUGAAGUCAUCACCGAGUUCUGCGAAGGUGAAAAUUUGCAUGAUUUCGUGACUACAAACACUAUUACAGCUCUGCAGCUGCAGCACACAGUUGGCCAAAUAGUUGCCGGUCUGGAAUAUCUACACGCGCAACGCUAUGCUCAUCGCGACUUCCGGGGCGCUAACAUAAUGAUAUGCGUCGACGCCUGGGGCGCUCCUCAUAUCAAAAUCACCGGCAUGGGGUGGAUCUUCGAUGCACUGGAUAGGCGCGGCGAAGAGAGGCGUGAACGGGGAACACUGGUGUUUGUACCGCCGGAGAGGAUCCGCGGUUGUGUCGUGCUGGAGAUAAUUAACGGGGGCUGGCCGGAAUUCUACCAGAAAGACGGCGAUCUGCUAACAGAGGAUUUGCCAGUCAUGAUGUUUGUUGGGCAUGGAGGUGUGCCGACUGUUUCUCCACUGCUGCAGGCCGAGAUACAAGACUUCCUCAGCAAGUGUCUCAGCCGUAAUGCAAAGGACCGCUGGGUAACCAAGGAUCUGAUGAAGCAUGACUUUCUGCACUGCUCCCCAGAGACGGUAUCGACAUGGGUUCUACCGCGACCGGCCACACAGGAAGCGGACAUUUUUCUUUACCGUGAACUGCAGUCGUCUAUCUGA